Molecule: messenger RNA, 921 nt
Organism: Lucilia cuprina (Australian sheep blowfly)
Lineage: Eukaryota; Metazoa; Arthropoda; Insecta; Diptera; Calliphoridae
Product: chymotrypsin-2-like
Exons: 1
Coding region: 54-878 (274 amino acids)
Biological process (GO): proteolysis
Molecular function (GO): serine-type endopeptidase activity
Source: RefSeq, a predicted model, not a curated record
UAAGACUUACCACUUCUCGGCAAACAAAAAUUAUAUCUAAAUUAGUCUUCAAAAUGCAGAAAACCUCAACAGUUCUUAUACUGCUAAUAGCAACCAUAUGUACUAACACUGUUAACGGAAAACGAAUAACAUCCUACCCUUAUGUAGCUAAAGAAGGACGUGUAGUUGGCGGUUCCACGGCUGAAGAGGGCUUAGCUCCCUAUCAAGUGUCUUUGCAAAAUUUCUGGGGUCAUAGUUGUGGUGGUGCUAUUGUUGAUAAAGAAUGGAUUUUAACCGCUGCCCAUUGUGUGCUAAAUAAAGAUGCAGCCGAUAUUUUGGUGUUAACCGGUACCCAAGAUUUAACCGAUUUAACGGGUGUCUAUUAUUAUGUGGAACGCAUAUAUGUACAUUGCAACUAUGACAGUCCUAGCAUGCACAAUGAUAUCGCUUUGCUGCGCUUAAAUGCCAGUAUUGUUUUAAAUGAUAAAACCCAAAUAAUUCCCUUACAAACGAAGCCCAUGAAAGAUGGUGAUGAUGUUUUAUUAACCGGUUGGGGUUCAGAGGAAUAUUUCGGUGAAUCUCCAGAUCGUUUGAAAAAAGUCGAUUUGAAGUAUAUGAAACAUGAUCGUUGCAAAAUAGCUCAUGAUAAUAAUCCAGAUGUUGAUGUUGGCCACAUGUGUACGUUUACUAAAGUUGGUGAGGGUUCGUGUCAUGGUGAUUCAGGUGGUCCUUUAGUUAGUAAUGGUUAUCUGGUUGGUAUUGUUAAUUGGGGACAACCUUGUGCUGUUGGUUAUCCUGAUGUUCAUGCUAGUCCUUAUUAUUAUUUGGAUUGGAUACGCAAGAUUAUGAGUGGUAAUACUCAGUGUAAAUUAAAUGCUUUCGUUAAGGAUAGGAAAUGAAUUGUUAUUAGGUAUUUAAAGGUAUUAUUUAAAUAAAAUAAAU